Eruca vesicaria subsp. sativa (arugula) is the source of this 561-nucleotide messenger RNA. Lineage: Eukaryota; Viridiplantae; Streptophyta; Magnoliopsida; Brassicales; Brassicaceae. The record is from the annotation of a GenBank genome assembly.
AUGGGAAUGAUGAGUUUGAGCAGCAGCGUAAUGGUUGUGUUGAUGAUACUGUUGGUGGUGCAAGUGUCGUCGACGCAAUACAAAGUUGGGAACUUGGACUCAUGGGGAAUCCCAGUUGAUGCUAAAGUCUACUCCAAGUGGCCCAAAACUCACUCUUUCAAGAUCGGUGACUCCCUCUUGUUCUUGUACCCACCAAGCGAAGAUUCAAUGAUUCAAGUGACAGCUUCCAACUUCAAGAGCUGCAACACCAAAGAUCCAAUCUUGUACAUGAACGACGGCAACUCUCUCUUCAACCUCACCCAAAACGGAUCCUUUUACUUCACCAGCGGACAACCUGGCCACUGUCAAAAGUACCAGAAGCUCCUCGUCUCCGUCGGCACUUACUCCCCCGAAGCUGACGACGCCUUGUCUCCUUCGUCUUCUGCUGAUGCCGACGCUCCCUCUUAUCAAAACGCAUUUGGAUCCAUCCCACUCUCUCAGAAAUCUUUUUCUUCUUCGCUGCGAUUCUCCAUCAUCGUUGCUUCGCUGGCCUGCGCUGUCGUCGUCGGUGCUAUCAUGUGA